Penicillium psychrosexuale is the source of this 216-nucleotide messenger RNA. Its product is annotated as putative lipase. The transcript is spliced from 2 exons. The record is from RefSeq and is a predicted model, not a curated record. Lineage: Eukaryota; Fungi; Ascomycota; Eurotiomycetes; Eurotiales; Aspergillaceae. Bases 1 to 216 code for a protein of 71 amino acids.
AUGAACGCCGAGUAUGUCGCCAUCAGUCCAUACUUCCACGCCACGGCGGAAGCAGAGAUGGGAAAGCAUGUUCUCCGCAUGCCGCGUGCAAACGGAGGCGAUUCCGCCUACGUGCUCAUGACAACAGUUUAUUCGAACUUCAACGAGUUCCUUCCGCACAUCGCUGGCCCCAACGCCUCGGAUAUAUUGGGCGACGUGCGCGGCGUCCAUACUUAA